UCAGUCCUGGAAAGAGGAGCACCAUGUCUCUGAGCAGCACCUUCAGGGCUGUGGGCAACGACCCUGGGAUCAUCACCUGGAGAAUAGAGAAAAUGGAGCUGGCACUGGUGCCCCUGAGUGCCCAUGGCAACUUCUAUGAAGGGGACUGCUACAUCGUCCUCUCGACCCGGAGAGUGGGAGGUCUCCUCUCCCAGGAUAUCCACUACUGGAUUGGGAAGGACUCCUCUCAGGACGAGCAGAGCUGCGCAGCCAUCUACACCACCCAGCUGGAUGACUACCUGGGAGGUAGCCCCGUGCAGCACCGAGAGGUCCAGGGCCAUGAAUCCGACACCUUCCGUGGCUACUUCAAGCAGGGCAUCAUCUACAAGAAGGGGGGUGUGGCCACCGGGAUGAAGCACGCGGAGACCAACACCUACAAUGUGAAGCGGCUGCUACAUGUGAAGGGGAAGAGAAACAUCAGGGCCACUGAGGUAGAAAUGAGCUGGGACAGUUUUAACCGAGGUGAUGUCUUCUUGAUGGACCUUGGGAAGGUCAUCAUCCAAUGGAAUGGCCCAGAGAGCAAUAGUGGGGAGCGUCUGAAGGCUAUGCUUCUGGCAAAGGAUAUUCGGGACAGGGAGCGAGGGGGCCGUGCUGAAAUAGGAGUGAUCGAGGGAGACAAGGAGAAGGUCAGCCCAGAGCUGCUGAAGGUCCUUCAGGACACCCUUGGCCGACGCUCCAUUAUCAAGCCUGCAAUCCCUGAUGAGAUCAUAGAUCAGCAGCAGAAAUCAAACAUCAUGUUGUACCAUGUCUCAGACUCAACUGGGCAGCUGGUGGUCACAGAGGUUGCCACGAGGCCUCUGGUCCAAGACUUACUGAAACAUGAUGACUGCUACAUCCUGGACCAAAGUGGAACUAAGAUCUUCGUGUGGAAAGGAAAAGGAGCCACAAAGGCUGAGAAACAGAUGGCCAUGUCUAAAGCCCUGAGCUUCAUCAAGAUGAAGGGCUACCCCAGCAGCACCAACAUAGAGACCGUCAACGAUGGUGCCGAGUCAGCCAUGUUCAAGCAGCUGUUUCAGAAGUGGUCAGUGAAGGACCAGACCGCAGGCCUAGGGAAAACAUUCAGCAUUGGGAAAAUCGCUAAAGUUGCCCAGGAUAAGUUUGAUGUAACUGUACUGCACAACACGCCAGAGGUGGCUGCCCAGGAAAGAAUGGUUGAUGAUGGCAAUGGGAAAGCUGAGGUCUGGAGAAUCGAAAACCUGGAGUUGGUCCCCGUGGAGCAUCAGUGGUAUGGCUUCUUUUAUGGGGGAGACUGCUAUCUGAUUCUCUACACAUACAAGGUGAAUGGGAAGCCACAUUACAUCUUAUACAUCUGGCAGGGCCGCCAUGCCUCCCAGGAUGAGCUGGCAGCCUCAGCAUACCAGGCGGUGGAGAUGGAUCGGCACUUUGACGGGGCCCCUGUGCAGGUUCGGGUCACCAUGGGAAAGGAGCCACGCCACUUCAUGGCCAUCUUCAAAGGGAAGCUGGUUAUUUUUGAGGGUGGGACUUCCAGGAAGGGAAAUAAGGAGCCUGACCCUCCGGUAAGGCUCUUCCAGAUUCAAGGAAAUGACAAAUUUAACACCAAAGCAGUGGAGGCUCCAGCCUUCGCCUCCUCCCUAAACUCCAAUGAUGUCUUUCUGCUGCACACCCAGACAGAGAACUACCUGUGGUAUGGCAAGGGGUCUAGCGGGGAUGAGCGGGCAAUGGCUAAGGAGCUGGCUGAGCUUCUCUGUGACGGCACCGAGGACACUGUGGCGGAGGGCCAGGAGCCUGCCGAGUUCUGGGACAUACUGGGAGGGAAAGCUCCUUAUGCCAAUGACAAAAGACUACAGAAUGAAAUCUUAGAUGUCCAGCCCCGUCUCUUCGAAUGUUCCAAUAAGACGGGCCGGUUCCUUGUCACUGAGAUCACAGACUUCACCCAGGACGACCUCAACCCCGGUGAUGUGAUGCUCCUGGAUACCUGGGACCAGGUGUUCUUGUGGAUUGGGGCCGAGGCAAAUGCCACAGAGAAGGAGAGAGCCCUCAGUACAGCCCAGGAGUACCUGCACACCCACCCCAGCGGUCGAGACAUCGACACACCAAUCCUGAUCAUUAAACAGGGGUUUGAGCCUCUCACCUUCACAGGCUGGUUCCUGGCCUGGGACCCUCACAUUUGGAGUGCAGGAAAAUCAUAUGAACAGUUAAAGAAAGAGCUGGGAGAUGCUGCUGCUAUCGUAAGAAUCACUGCUGACAUGAAGAACGUGACCCUUUCCCUGAAUCCUGAUGACAGCAAGCCAAAAUAUUACCCUAUAGAAGUUCUAUUGAAAAGUAAGAAUCUGGAGCUGCCUGAGGAUGUGAACCCUGCCAAAAAGGAGAAUUACCUCUCUGAACAGGACUUUGUUUCUGUGUUGGGCAUCACAAGAGGGCAAUUUGCUGCUCUACCUGGCUGGAAACAGCUCCAGCUGAAGAAAGAAAAGGGGCUUUUCUAAGGCAUGAAAGCAUGUACCUACUGCAAGACCACAGAAGAAAGCAGAUAGUACCAACAUCAGGAAAAAAAUUAUCUACCAAUUCUUGCCUGCCAUUCAGCUACUUAAUUUAGAUAAAUAGGGUCUGCAAAUCACAGCAUGUUCUCCAUUGUUUCUCAUCCAUGCAUUCCCUAGUUGUUUUACACCUAAAAUGUUAACUGCCCAAUUUUUGGCUUUUGUGGCCUUCUGGCUAAAAGCCUCAGUAGAAAGCACUACAAUUGCAUGAAUCUGGAAAAGCCAAAAGAAAGAUAACAAAAAAAUUAAGCAUAAGACAUUUAAUAUUGGUGCCAGGAUCUAAGCUUGUUUUAACCAAAACCUAUUUAACCAACAAGUCAUUGAAGUUAUUCACAAAUACACCCUGAAGUCAAAAUCCAAAUGCCCAGAUCUGUAUGUGCCAGAGCAUUUUGAACUUUUCAAUUAAAGAUACCU
Trichechus manatus latirostris (Florida manatee) is the source of this 2948-nucleotide messenger RNA. It is a transcript of the gene AVIL, whose product is annotated as advillin. Gene Ontology annotation, cellular component: actin cytoskeleton; cytoplasm. The coding region runs from base 24 to 2483 and encodes 819 amino acids. Lineage: Eukaryota; Metazoa; Chordata; Mammalia; Sirenia; Trichechidae. Gene Ontology annotation, molecular function: actin filament binding; phosphatidylinositol-4,5-bisphosphate binding. The transcript is spliced from 19 exons. Gene Ontology annotation, biological process: barbed-end actin filament capping; actin polymerization or depolymerization; cytoskeleton organization. The record is from RefSeq and is a predicted model, not a curated record.